Pogona vitticeps (central bearded dragon) is the source of this 2188-nucleotide messenger RNA. Lineage: Eukaryota; Metazoa; Chordata; Lepidosauria; Squamata; Agamidae. The record is from RefSeq and is a predicted model, not a curated record.
UCCUGCUUGGCGGGGCCGGAGGGGCGGCUUUUGGCCGGGGAAGGCGAAGGGACCGAGGAGAGGAAACGAAGGAGGGAAGGAGGAAGAGGCCUGAAAGGGGAAAAACAAAACAAAAAAACUCCCACCAGGGACUCUCAAGCCCCGCCCCCAAACAGUGGCUGAGUUGAGAGCAGCAGCCAUGGAGAAACCAGUCAGCUUGAUGAGGAAGGGCUUUAACGAACUUCAAGAGAUGGUCAACCACAUGCAGCAGAACCCUGCCUGGCAUCCUCUGACUGGCAGCAAAAUUAACCUCAGCAAAGCAUCAAAAGCAGUCAGGCUGUAUUACGAGAAGCAGGCUGAGGAUGGUGUGGCAAAUCCCACAGUGUCAGGAUACACACCCGAGGUAGAACAACUGCAGAAAUCCUUCCUGAUGCGCCCUGGGUGCCCAAGGUUCAGCCAUAGGGCGACCUCAACAGCUCACCUCGAAGGGAACUUUGCCAGAACGACCGGGCUGCCCAGUAACAUCAGCACCAUAAGUCUGUCUUCCCAAAUUUCACUGGACGACUGGACCUCGAUCCUUCAGAACGCGGACCUCCUGGAAGGCAAAACUUACGCCAGAUAUUGUCCGGUGGCAUCCACUCAGAGCCUCUGUGGAUUAUACAGGAGGAAAAGUCGCACUGACAGUGGCUUUCCAGCCCUUCACAGGCAAAGCCACUCCGGGAGCAGAAUCCCUUGGUACAUCGCCGUCCUUCAGGAGAAGGAUUGGUCCCUGCAGCAACUGGAGGAAGAACUUGCCCACCUCAGUCGCUGUGAAGCGGAAUCUGCCCGGAAGGAUGAGGUGAUCUCUGUCCUUCGGGAAGAGGUGGAGGCGAUGCAAAAACAACUCGACCAGUUCCAGCGAAGCAGUUUUGUCAUCCCAGUACAGACCCAAGAGGAGGAGAAGAGUCAGGUGGAACUAGCCACAGGAGAAGCUAGCACCAGCAGGCCACGGAGCCGGGUCGUCUCCUUGCCGGCUACUUUGGACCGGAGGAGCAUCCCAGAAGAGUUCCAGAAGGAACUAGGACGCUUGAAGUUGGAGCUGGCCCAGAAGGAUAAGACCCUGGACUCUGAGGUGGGGUUGCUGAAUGAAGCGCUCUUGAAGGACCAGGAGGCCCUGGAGCAGCUGGAAAAGGAAUAUAUGGAAAUACAGGAGAAGGGAACUCUGGAGAGCGGGGAAGAGGCCCUUCUGGAAAGUGACUCAAAAGUGUCAAAGGAGAUUUUUGAAGGCGAGACGGAGCCUGAAGUGAUCGAAGAAACAGAGGAGGAACUGAUAAUCCGGAAGCUUCUUGAGUUCCAAAGGAUGAACAAUGAGCUCUACAAGGAAUUGGAGAAAGUGAAAAACGAUUACGACAUUGCCACAGGUGCAAUAUGUUCCCUACAAAGGCAGCUGUCUUUCGAGGGAUCCCGGCUCCGGAGAGCUCACUCAGAGCAGGCGUUACUGCAGAAGGAGUUGAGAGAACGGGGCGAUCAGCUGGAAGCGAUGUCUAACAAGUUUUGCAACCUGCGAGAGGAGAGGAAGCAUGAAGAAAUGAUGGGGUCCAUUGAGAGAGAGAACUACAAGCUCCGACAAGAUGUCGUGGAACUGGAAGGCAAGCUAGCAGAGAAAAGCCAGCUCGUUGACCAGACUCAAAGCAACGUCAACCGGCUCCAGGCAGAGCUGGCGGUGAAUCAGCACCACAUCGGGAAGCAGCUGAGCCGGCAGAACGAGCUGCAGAGGCAGCUGGAGGUUUUGCAGCGGGCAGAGCAACAGACCAGGGUCAUGCUGGAGAGCAUCAGCGCCCGGUUUGAAAGGUUUCGAAGCAAGAUCAUCCAGGCCACCUACAGCACGCCUGGCUCCAAGUCACCCCAAGCGGAAAUUUCCGACGAAGAGGUUUUAGAGGCCCUGCAGAAAAUAAUCACGGACCGCAUCGAUUUUCACCAAAUGCUGAAACAGAAAGGGGUCAAGGUCCCUUCGCUGAGCUCCGAACCCAGCCCUUCGACUCCUCAUAAGAAGAAGAGUACCAGCAGAUAAAGGACUCUUCCUGAUUGGUUCUCUAUCUGGGUCCCCUCUCUUUCUUCCUUGAGUAUGCCAAUGAAUGAACACAAAAAAAUGACUUUAUCUUAGCACACCGUCUGUUGGUUGGGCAUCUUUUUAUUCCUGAGGGUAAUUCCAGGCCAAUGAUGGUGUGGA